AUGCAAGAAGAUUCUGUAUAUGAUCCACUAGUUUUCGGUCAUCGUGAUUACAUCUAUUGCAGUAAUUGUGAAGCUCGAAUUGCACGUGUCCAGUAUUAUAUUCAUUUUGUGCAGGACUUAGAUUAUGGAGGCUACUUUAAGAGAGUGUUUAAUGUUGUUAUACUAGACCAACCAAAAUUUCAUCAACAAGAAGAUGGAAAUACCCUAACCACACUCAAUAUUUACUGUACCCAAUGUAAUAUGCUGCUCGGGUGGAGACUUAGGGAAGCCACCCUACCGUCCAAGUAUUUCAUAAGAGGAAGAUUCUUUAUGAGAUUGGACAUGCUCAUGUACAAGAGUCGUGUAACGUUGCAUGAUUCUCUCUUUGGAGGUGCAAAUCGACAGGAUCAUGUUCAAGAUGUAGGCGCUAAAGCUGAUCAAGAUGCAGGUGCUAAUGCUGAUCAAGAUAGAAAUGCAAAGAAGAGAAUCAUGAUCAAGAUGAAACCGCUAAUGAACAAGGUCCUAAUGAAUAAUGAUCAAGAUGGAUCGCGGCCAAUGAAACGAAUGAAGAUGUAGAUCAACAGGCUGACAGAAAUGCUGACAUUG
Molecule: messenger RNA, 585 nt
Organism: Solanum stenotomum
Lineage: Eukaryota; Viridiplantae; Streptophyta; Magnoliopsida; Solanales; Solanaceae
Exons: 5
Coding region: 1-555 (184 amino acids)
Source: RefSeq, a predicted model, not a curated record